AUGAUAGGAUCCUUUAUUACCAGGAUACUUGUGAUGGUUUUUGGCUAUGCCUACCCUGCUUAUGAAUGCUAUAAAGCAGUUGAAAUGAAUAGGCCUGAGAUUGAACAGCUACGCUUUUGGUGCCAGUAUUGGAUUUUGGUUGCUCUUUUGACGGUGUGUGAGCGUAUUGGUGAUACGUUUAUAUCAUGGGUUCCGAUGUAUAGUGAAGCUAAGCUGGCAUUUUUUAUAUAUCUUUGGUACCCGAAAACUAAGGGAACAACAUAUGUGUAUGAUUCUUUCUUUAGACCAUAUGUUGCGAAGCACGAGACAGAUAUUGAUCGCAAUUUGAUGGAACUAAGGACACGGGCAGGAGAUAUUGCAGUUACGUAUUGGCAAAAGGCUGCUAGUUAUGGCCAGACUAGAGUUUUUGACAUUUUGCAGUAUGUUGCUGCUCAAUCAGCGCCUCCGGCUCCCCCUGCGCAGCGUCGACCAGGUGCGAGGGGCCGCCAACCAGCAGCCAGCAAUGCUCCUGCAACAGCACCACCAGCUGAGGGUCCAACUCCUGCCACUUCUAGCUCAUCUUCAAGUCAGCACCAGAAAGAAGUAGCAGAGGAGUUGAGUUCUUCACAAGUACCUAAAGCACCAUCCUCUUUAUCAGGUUUAAAUGCUCAGAAGAAUAAUCCUGCAUCCGAAUCUGGCAGCCAAUCUGCACCUGUAGAGGCCGAGCAAAUGCAGAUUGAUGCAGCACUGCCUUCAUCCUCUUCUGCAAAUGAAAACCCUCCUUCGAAUGAAACAGUAAUGGAAGAGAGCAUUAGGGUCACACGAGGCAGACUAAGAAAAAUUAGAUCAGGAGUUCAGUAA
Messenger RNA from Vicia faba (fava bean), 840 nucleotides. NCBI's taxonomy places the organism in Eukaryota, Viridiplantae, Streptophyta, Magnoliopsida, Fabales, Fabaceae. The record is from the annotation of a GenBank genome assembly.